Symbiodinium natans is the source of this 833-nucleotide messenger RNA. NCBI's taxonomy places the organism in Eukaryota, Dinophyceae, Suessiales, Symbiodiniaceae. The record is from the annotation of a GenBank genome assembly.
GUCAGGAACUUCGUUGCUUUGCGCACUUCAGUUUUUACGUGUCACUUGCCAGCCGCUUCUGGGCGGCCUUGCACCCAGUUGGGCCGGCGUCCAGCCUCAAAAGUAGGCCAGCCCCUUCCCCAAAACGCAGUCGGCUGCGAGGGGCGAUGUGCCGAUGCCGCCUGGCACUCCUCUACUCGUUACCGGCCCUUUGCCUUUCGCACACUCUCCACAGUUCCCUCCCACCAGAUGAUGCUGAGCGAGGAUUGCCAGUCAUGCGGAGGGAGAGCAAGGAUGCGGCAGCUGCCCAAGGUUUCGUGCAGGUCGAUCCAGUGGAGGAGGUACAAGACCAACUCCAUGAGGCCACCGAGGCCGCGCAAAGCGCGGCGGCCACAGCUGCCACUGCACAAGAAGCAGCUCGAGAGGCGGUGGUGGCCGCAGCGGCGCCGGCGACCACACCGUCGACGACCGCGCCGAAGGCUUCUGAUGCGUUCAGCCCGGAGAGCCUGGACAAGCCAUACCGAUCCUCCGUAGUAGUCAAUGUUCCGGCGAAGACCACGCCGACCACCACCACCACUCAGCCGCCAGGGACGACGGCAACAACCGUCAACAUAGCGCAGAUGGUGGCUGCUGCCAAGGCAGCAGCUGAGGAAGCGCGCGAUGCAGCAGCGGCGGCAGCCAAGAGGGCCUCCGCCGCAAAUGCCUCCAUACCGAGGGGCAAGGAGGGGCAUCCGUCGGACACUCUGCCAGAGGGGCAUCCGGCGAAUCUGCCAGCCUCUUCGACGGCGCAUCCGACCGCACAGAGUGCGGCCGGCACAGCAGGCAGCGACUUGGCACAGUUGUCAAGUUGUUAG